Molecule: messenger RNA, 2516 nt
Organism: Labrus mixtus (cuckoo wrasse)
Lineage: Eukaryota; Metazoa; Chordata; Actinopteri; Labriformes; Labridae
Gene: slc24a2b
Product: solute carrier family 24 member 2
Exons: 12
Coding region: 487-2457 (656 amino acids)
Biological process (GO): intracellular calcium ion homeostasis; long-term synaptic depression; calcium ion transmembrane transport
Cellular component (GO): membrane
Molecular function (GO): calcium, potassium:sodium antiporter activity; calcium channel activity
Source: RefSeq, a predicted model, not a curated record
UGAAACACUGAGGGAAGGAGGGAGGGAGUGUCAAAGGGGGGAGGAACCUGGAGGAGGAGGGAGGAGCCCUCGGUCCUCUGCAUCUGUCCUGGUGUCUUGCAGCUCCACUUGGGCUGAGGGAGGAAAAUCUCACCUAGGAUUUACUGUUGGGACCUUUAGCCUUCUGGACCCUUCUUCCUUUGUGGAUUCAAUUUACUGGAAUAUUCACUGGAAGAUACUGGAGCUGCUGCCUGCCCGACGCCUUCCUGCUGAACGGGAGAUUUCCAAGUGUGAGUGUAAUAUGGGGAAGCCUUUGAAUGGGCUGGAUCCUGGAAUCAGACUGGGGGGCUUCCAUUGUGUUUAGAUCGGGGAGCAGCAUGCAAACUAAUCGGUGAACCGACGUGGCCUGUCAAAUCGCGGCCCUUGCAGCCAACAGAACCACCAGCCCAACUUUUUUUGGGGGGGGAUUCAUCCACUCUGCCUAAAAAAAAACCUGCGCCAAACACCAUGGAUUUCAUGCUACCCAUAAGAAGUCGAGGCACGAUGGCUCCCUCCAGCUCCGAACCUCUUCUGGGCUGUCAAAGCAGAUGCACCAGACAACACUACGCAAGCGUUAAAAGAAAGCUGCGGCCUGGACGGAUUCUGGGCUUCGUCCUCAGCUUGGCGGUGGUCUGCACAGUCUGCUCAUGGAGUGCCUUGUCGCUGGUCACAACGGUGGCCAAGGAGCUGGAAUCGGCUGAUGAGGGCUCAGCAGAGGCAGCGGUGCCCCAAAGAACACUUCUUCAGUACAACAACAUUUCAGAUGCAACAGGAGGCAUACCGGUAGCUAUGAAGUCAUCCAAAGUAGAGCAGAAUCAUGGGGACUACCCGACGGACUUAUUCUCUGUUGAGCAGAGACGCCAGGGCUAUGUGGCGUUUCAUAUGUUUGGCAUGUUGUACAUGUUCAUAGCCUUAGCCAUUGUUUGUGAUGAGUUCUUUGUUCCUGCGCUCACAGUCAUCACAGAGAAGCUGGAGAUCUCUGAUGACGUAGCAGGAGCCACCUUCAUGGCAGCAGGUGGCUCCGCCCCAGAGCUCUUCACCUCUGUCAUAGGGGUCUUCGUCUCCCACAGUAACGUAGGUAUUGGUACCAUUGUGGGCUCUGCCGUCUUCAACAUCUUGUUUGUGAUUGGGAUGUGCGCCGUGUUCUCCAAAGAGGUGCUGAACCUCACCUGGUGGCCUCUGUUCAGAGACGUCUCCUUCUAUAUCGUUGGCUUGCUUAUGCUCAUCUAUUUCUUUCUGGAUAAUGAAAUCUCAUUGGGAGAAAGUAUUAGCCUGCUGACGUGCUACACCUGCUAUGUGACAUUCAUGAAGUUCAAUUCUAAAGUAGAACUUACCGUCAAGAGGUUGCUGGGAAGCAACCAGGUGGACGAGCUGGAAACCGCACCAAGGUUGGAGUCAGAUCUGUUGCUCUCUGAUGUUGUAAUCACAUACGGCUCUCAGGUAACCGCUCCUGAUGACGAGAACAAGCUGACGGCCAAACCCAGGUUGCAGAGGGAAGGCAGCUGUGCCUCUCUUCACAACACACUGAUGAGAAACAGUAUCUUCCAGCUCAUGAUCCACACCCUCGACCCUCUCAGUGAUGAAGGUAAGGGACGUUUCAAAGAGAAGGCUUCUAUCCUUCACAAAAUGGCCAAGCAGAAGUGUAAAGAUGAGGCAGCCAAUGCCAACGGCGUAGGAGCCCCCUCGCAGACACAACCUCCAAGAAAAGCAAAUUCCGUUAAGAACAUCCAAAACAGCUCCAACGUCGCCGUGGAAGUCACACCGCCCAUGAACGGUGUAGUGGGAGGAGAAGCGGGCGGCGAGGAAGAGGAGGACGAGGACCAGCCUCUGAGCUUGGCCUGGCCUGACACCUGCAGGAAACGGAUCACCUACCUCAUCAUCCUGCCCAUCGUCUUCCCUCUGUGGCUCUCGCUCCCUGACGUCAGGAGAGAGACCUCAGCGAAGUUCUUCCCCAUCACUUUCCUCGGCGCCAUUUCUUGGAUCGCUUUCUUCUCCUACCUGAUGGUGUGGUGGGCUCACCAGGUGGGAGAAACCUUCUGGAUCACAGAGGAGAUCAUGGGUCUGACCAUACUAGCAGCCGGCACCUCCAUCCCUGACCUGAUCACCAGUGUGAUCGUGGCGCGAAAAGGCCUCGGUGACAUGGCCGUGUCCAGUUCGGUGGGCUCCAACAUCUUUGACAUCACCGUGGGUCUGCCAUUCCCCUGGCUCGUCUACAACAUCCUCAACGACUUCAAGCCUGUACAGGUGAGCAGCAACGGCCUGUUCUGCGCCAUCGUCCUCCUCUUCCUCAUGCUCCUCUUCGUCAUCUUGUCCAUCGCCGCGUGCAAGUGGAGGAUGAGCAAGUUCCUGGGCUUACUCAUGUUCCUGCUCUACAUCGUCUUCCUCGUCGUCAGCGUCAUGCUGGAGGAUAAAGUCAUCAUCUGCCCCAUCAGCGUCUGAGAGCCGGCGCUGCUUUUUUGAUUUCAAGGAAAAGCAGAAAAAAAAACCAUGGUGCUCAC